Messenger RNA from Pogona vitticeps (central bearded dragon), 4150 nucleotides. RefSeq lists its product as uncharacterized. Gene Ontology annotation, molecular function: signaling receptor activity; protein binding. The record is from RefSeq and is a predicted model, not a curated record. Gene Ontology annotation, biological process: signal transduction. NCBI's taxonomy places the organism in Eukaryota, Metazoa, Chordata, Lepidosauria, Squamata, Agamidae. Gene Ontology annotation, cellular component: plasma membrane.
GAGAGAAAAGACCCUCGUUUUUGUCUUCUGGCGCAGGGCUUUUAGGGCUCAGUGUUAAAAAGAAGAGAGAGAGAGAAAGAGAGAGUUGUGACAUACCCACUUCCUAUCAUUAGGAUUUGUGAGCUGAGCUUCAGAACUUGAAAACUCUCACCUUCUGCCUGGAGCUGGCUGCUCUCAAGAAGUGAGAUGAGUUUGAACAGGAGGUGUGUAGCAAAUGAAACAUAUGAAGCUGUUGCAUGACAAUUCUCAUUCACAUUACAAGACAGAGAAUCAUCCUGCCAUGACAGAAUCUACAAUAUAAAAGAGAUCGUUGGUGGGCAGGUCAGGCUCCUAUCUCAUUAUGUUCCGUACCAGUCUACUGCCCUUGACGUUCUGCAUCCUACUGACCUUCUUCACAUGGUUGUAUUGGAGUGUUGAUGCUUUUGGGAUCAAACACUGUAUCCUAUCCCCAAACAGGACAGGCCUUGCUGUCUGUACUGGCCAUGCCAUCUUCAACCUGAGUUCCGUCACCUCUCAUCUGCCCAACUCCACUCGUUGGCUCAACGCCUCCAACAACGUUGUGAAGGAUCUUAGUUCUUCAGACUUCUCCCAUCUUCCUCAAUUGUUAGAACUUUCUCUCGACCAUAACUACAUCUCAGGCAUUGAGUCUGAUACUUUUCAAAACCUGUGGAAGUUGGAGGUACUUGAUUUGAGCUGGAACCGAUUGACCUCGGUGGACCUCUCCAUGUUCAGCAACCUGAGGAACCUACGUGAGCUCCAUCUGGGUCACAACAAAAUAGCCACCUUGCAGCCUAGCUCCCUCCUGUCCCAAUUAGCACUCCAGGAACUUCAUCUCUCCUCCAACAAUCUCUCCAGUCUGGAGGAGGUAGCCACAGCUGUUGCAGGUUUGCUCAACCUUACUUUCCUGGAUCUCAGUUUAAAUCACAUAUCUGCACCAUGCAUGGGCCCCAGUUGGAUCACUUUUCCUGUCCUGAGAAAUCUUAUUUUAAACAACAAUAGCAUUUCUAGGCUGGAUUUGUCCAACUGCUCUUUUCCCAGUCUUCAGCACCUGAACCUAACCUGCAACAAUAUAUCAAAAGUGGAGCCUGUAUCAUUUCGAGCUACACCUGCUUUGGUGGAGUUGGCCUUGGACGUGAACCCCUUACACAUUUCCCAACUUUUCAAUGUGUCGCUUCCUAACCUGACUACAUUGCAUUUAUCCAGUAUGAACCCAUCACUAAACACCUCCCUGCCUGAAGCUUGCUUGGUGUUCCAAAGUCUCCCAUCUUUGACCUCUUUGGACAUCAAGCAUUCCAAGAUGAGUGCAUCUCAACUGAAGCUACUGGGUUCCUGCACUAACCUUACCUGGUUGGAUUUAUCUACCACAGAGUAUAAAUAUUUAAAAAAUGGGACCUUCAGUACAUUUCAGAACUUGGAGUUCCUCUCACUAGAGAAAUGCAAGGUCCUGAAACUCAGUUCUAGUGCUUGGGGGGAGGGGAUGAAGCUCCGUACGCUGAUUCUGAAGAGAAAUGGUAUCGGUCAAUUGGAGGAUGAUGGCUUCAUUAAACUAAGAAACCUGAGCUACUUGGAUCUAUCAAAGAAUCACUUGACCAACAUCUUUCAGAAACACUUUUUUGGCAUGGAAGCACUGCGGACGCUUAUCCUGCAGGGCUGCCAGAUUACGGCUGUUACCCGUGACACCUUCCAUUAUGCUCGUAAAAUGGAGUAUUUGGACCUGAGGGAUAACAGCAUUAAAUUAAUCAAGGAUCGUGCCUUUUUGCUCAAGCAUGUGAAGACACUCCUGCUUUCAGGGAACAAAAUCCUCACAAUUAAAAAAAAUGGCCUUCUGAGUCUCAACUCCCUGACAUACCUCUACCUGGAUCAUAACUUACUUUAUAAACUAUCUUGGAAAAUCUUUUCCUUUCUAAAAAAACUGGAAGUCUUGGACCUCAGUCACAACUGCCUAUUUACUUACAACAAAUAUGAUUAUCCAAGUCCGUUUGCUGGCCUCUCUUCCCUUCGCAAGCUGGAUCUUAGUUUUCAGACUCCUGAUUUACCCAUCCAUCCCUCAGCCAAAUACUUUGAUGGCCUGGGGAAUCUUCAGUACCUUUCUCUGAAGGGCAACACAGAUACCUUGCUCCUUAACCUCUCUUUGGUCAGUCUGACUAGCUUGGAGUCCCUAGACCUUUCUGAAAUUCAGCCAGGGAAGAGUGGCUCCUGGAAGCCCCAUCGAAGUAACUUCCAAGGUCUGAGUAAACUACAUCAGCUUUGGAUAGAAGGAAGUGCCAUCAGGGAUCUGCCUGAAGCGGUCUUUAGUGAUCUGGCCUCUCUGAAGGAGCUUUAUCUGAGUAAAAAUGACUUGAGGAACAUCAGCAAAAAGGUGUUCGUGGGACUCUCCUCCUUAAAGUAUCUAGAUCUCUCUGAGAAUCCCCUGACAUGUUCCUGUGAGAACGCCUGGUUUCAAAACUGGUCUAUAUCUGAACCAAAUAUCCAAGUGGCCUUGUUGAACUCCUAUCAUUGCUUUGGCCCUGGUGUGACUGACCGUCUCUUUGUUGAUGAAGACAUGUCCUUCUGCUUUGAGGAUUUGGGAAUUUAUUUCUUUCUCUCUACCAUUGUGUUCACUCUGUUGUUCCUGGUUUCAACUUUGGUCUAUGCCAAGUUUGGCUGGACCCUCAGGCAUGCUUAUUAUCUGCUGAGGGGAUGGGGCUACAGACAACUGCGCCAGAAAGGCCAGAUUUAUCAGUAUGAUGCCUAUAUCUCUUGUUGUGGCCAGGACUAUGAAUGGGUGGUGAAGAAUAUUCUGGAAAAGCUGGAGAAUGAAGGAGAACCUUUCUUCCGGCUCUGCUUUGGGCCUAGAGAUUUUGCCCCUGGAGAAUAUUACAUCAACAAUGUACAGAAUGGAAUAAGCCAAAGCCAUAAGACUCUUUGCUUGGUUAGCAGAAAUUACUUGGAGGAUGAAUGGUGUUCCCUGGAAAUCCAACUGGCUUGUUCUAAGAUCUACUACCAUGGACAAGAUCCUCUGGUUGUGGUCUUUAUGGAGGAAAUCCCUCAUUACAAAUUGUCUCCCUUCCAUCGCUUGAGGAAACUAGUUAAACACGAGAGCUAUCUCACUUGGCCUGAGGAGCCAGAGGCUGAAAAUGUGUUUUGGACCAAACUACGUGAGGCUUUGAGCUCUGGAAAAGAAGAAGAGAGGCUCAUAGAAUUCAAUGUUGUUGAGUAGCUGAUGACAUAGAAGGAAAGCACCCCAGCAGAUCUUGCUGGCAUGAGUUGAUCUGGAUUGAAGUGAAGCAGAUGGGAACACUGAUCGUUCAGUCGCUACUACGAGCUCUGUAUCCCAUGGCAUGGAUGCAUCAGUAUUUUUUAAAUGGUGUUUUAUCAAUGGGCCUGUGAUACAGGAACCUGUGAGGCACAUGUUUGAUUUCCAGGAAGGUACAAUAUUCUGAGGAAAACUGUAUUGGGAAAAAAUGUUGUUACUUAAUGUGUUAAAUCACACUAGAGUAGGCCCAUUGAAUCAAAGGUGAUUUGGUGAAUCAAUUCCUCUGUAAAUUCCAUAGAAUCAAAUGCAUGUACUUUACCGUCAGCUAUCAUAAUAAGCAAUAGGAUUUUAGACACUUAAGAGUAGUAAAUGAAUGCUUAACAAAUCACAAAAGAAAAUUAUGAUUUUACAUUUAAAAAAUCCUUCAGAGUUGAAUCAAUAUGAUUUUUAAGGUUAUAAGCCUCUUUUCAAUAUUUAUUGUUUUUAAUAUAAGUACUGUACUCUACAGUGACUUAAUGGGCUUUUUGAAAAUCGCAAAUAAGUAAUUUAAAAGACUCAGUAGUGUAAACAUUAUACAUUUAGAAAUUUGUCAGAUUUAUAAUUACUUUUCAAAUUUAAUACUUCUAUAGUCUUUAGAAAAUCUGUUUGUAAAUUGUACCUGAUUAGUAUGAUGCAUUUGGCUAAAAUAAGUAGUUUUCGGAGGAGUAGCGGUGCUAGUCUGUGCAGGAUUAUCAAACAAAAAACUCAAGACAAGACAAAAACCACAAGAGACAAAAAUGUCAUGGCACUUUGAAAACUAAUAUAUUAUAAGGUGUGUUUUCAUGGAUCAAGUCCACUCAGGAAGUGGUCUCAAUCAAGGAAAGCUCACAUUAAAAUAUAAUAGUUUUUAAUCUGCCCAAACAUUGUUGCCACUCU